Messenger RNA from Drosophila innubila, 2066 nucleotides. RefSeq names its product zinc transporter ZIP1 (gene Zip89B). NCBI's taxonomy places the organism in Eukaryota, Metazoa, Arthropoda, Insecta, Diptera, Drosophilidae. Gene Ontology annotation, molecular function: zinc ion transmembrane transporter activity. The record is from RefSeq and is a predicted model, not a curated record. Gene Ontology annotation, biological process: zinc ion transmembrane transport. The transcript is spliced from 2 exons. Bases 491 to 1942 code for a protein of 483 amino acids. Gene Ontology annotation, cellular component: plasma membrane.
ACAACUUCGACGUCAACGCCAACGUCAGCGGCGACAGCAUAGCAAGCAGUUAAGAGCCGCAAACAGACUCGGUUUUAGCCAACGCCAAUCAGUCUGUGUGAUCGCUUCGAGCACUUAACACUUGCGCAGCGGCAAAACAAGAAAAAUCAUAGUCAAAAUCAAAUUCAACAAGAAAAUAACCAUUUGCCGAAUCCCGUUUUAUUUGUGGGUUUGGUUCAAGAAAACCUUCUGAAGAAGAAAACUGUAACUGAAACGUGCGGAUCGGAUGAAAAGUGUAAAGCCUGCAUCCGAAAUUAUUUUUGACAUUCAAGGCAUACAACUGAAAUCCCAAAUGCAGCUGCUGUCGAUUCAAUAACAAUAACAUUUUGGCGAUUAUAGGCCAAAAAAACAAAGCGAGAGAGAGGGAGACAAGGAAUAAGCGUUAACUGAUCUGUUGAUCUUUUGAUCUGUUUGAUCUGACGAGACAAACGAAAAUAAAUUCAACAUAACAAUGAAUCAAACACAAGUGAAUAAUUUCUUAAAAUGCUUCCUGCAAAUUGAUGAGCCCGUUAGCCACUUGGCGGCACGUCACGAUGAGCACGAUCAUGAUCACGAUCACGAGCAUGAUCACGAUCACGAUCACGAUCACAAUGAUGACUCCGGCUCUCUGCUGACGGCAAAGGUAACCGCCAUGGUGGUUCUCUGCUGUGCCAGCGCUCUCUGUGGCUCCAUUCCGUUCCUGCUGAACCGCUUCUAUCACUGGACUGAGAAUCAGACCAACGCCCGAUCAGCCACAGUGGUCAAGUGCCUCUUGUACUUUGGUGGCGGUGUCCUGCUGGCCACCACAUUUCUCCAUCUGCUGCCCGAGGUGCAGGAGGUGGUGAAGCAGCUGCAGCAAUGCAAGAUCAUUGGCCAACUGUCUUUUCCACUUGCCGAGCUCUUAAUGUGCUGUGGCUUCUUUCUCAUGUACUUCAUCGAGGAGGCCAUGCACGCCUAUAUGCACCGGUUUUAUCAGGACGAUGCCAGCGCUGCCUUCGAGCGUGGACACAGCAUACGCCAUAGUCAUCUGAUGAAGUCAGCGACAGCUCCAGCUGCCAAUUCAGCUGAGCUGACAACUCCGCCGCUUACUUCUCCGCCAAAUGGCUCACUGUCUGUGCAGGAUCUGAUGCAAAACGAUCUGGAGCAGCAAAAGUAUGGUGCAGUGCAUCAUCAAAAGCACAGUCACAGUCACAGUCAUAAUCAUGGUCAUGGUCAUGGUCACAGUCACAUGGCCAUGACGGACGGUUCAGGUGAUGUGCUCACCUCAUCGCUGCGAGGACUCUUUAUCGUUUUGGCCCUGUCACUGCACGAGCUCUUUGAGGGCAUGGCCAUUGGCCUGGAGGGAUCGGCCAGCUCGGUGUGGUUCAUGUUUGGCGCCGUCUCUGCCCACAAGCUGGUGCUCGCCUUCUGUGUUGGCGUUGAGCUGAUUGUGGCCCGUACUCGGCUCAGUCUCUCCGUUCUAUACGUGCUGACAUUUGCCGUGGUCAGUCCCCUGGGCAUUGGACUGGGCAUACUGAUAAGCCAUGGCCAUAGUGGAGGCGGGCCCAGUCUGAUAUCAGCCAUACUACAAGGUUUCGCAUGCGGCACGCUCAUUUAUGUCGUUUUCUUCGAGAUACUAUCAAAGAAUCGUUCCGGCCUACUGGCUUAUCUUGCCCUCCUUGUCGGUUUUCUGGUUAUGUUCGGAUUGCAACAGCUUGGCGAUGGUCAUGGACACAGUCACGGCAGCUGCUCCUCUGCAGAUGAUCACGAUCACGAUCACGACCAUCACGAUCAUCAUCAUUCGGAGAUUGAAACUAGUUCAGAUCAUCAUUCACAUCACAGCGAAGCCGAGGAACUGGUGGCAUCCCAAAAGGAUCAGGAGAAACUACAGGUCUUACGUCAAGUAAUCCAAUAUAUUCUAGAGGCCCAUCCAAAGCAUAAAUAAUUGCAUUUUUCAUAUACUAUAAAUACUAUACUAUUAAUAUUACUAACUGCUAAGCAGAGAUUACAUACAUAAAACUAUUUAUCUAGGUAGCAAUAAAGUUAAAUUUCAAAGAAAGAAAUAACAU